AUGGCCGCGACAGCGAACCCUGGACCAUGUCCACAAGUCUCGGAAGUCCAGGACCGGCUUCUGAUUGGCGGAGUGGGAGGCGGAAGCCCGGGAGCCAUUGGCCUGCUAUUACAGACACAUGCGAUUACCCAUCUGAUUGUUUGUGGGCGUGUCGAUCAAGAUGUGCACGUCGCGGCUGCCAGGGAAGCAGUGGUUGAUGGCGGCACAGAGCUUCAUGUUGCCGCUCUUGUUCCAGAGGAUAAGUCUGAUAUCUGCAGAAUUAUGGACAACGCUGUGGCCUUUAUCCAGGACGCCUUGGAUGACGAGCUAAAUGCCGUUCUCGUCGCGUGCAGCAAAGGCGCAUCUCGAAGCGUAGCUGUCGUGCUCGCAUAUUUAAUGAGCAGGGGAGCGGAUCUGGCGAGUGCGUUUGAUCUCGUCGCGAGCGCAAGAUGGCGGAUUUGGCCAAGCGCUUUGCUUGUCGACUCUCUCAUGACGUUGGAAGCACGUGCAGGCAGAUGUUUGAAGCAAGAAGUGCUGCCUGCGACAAGCAGCCUGCCGGUUCUGCGUCGCAUCGGUGCUCACGCAGCCUGGGCAACGGCAUGGCACAACGGGAUCCACGCAAGCCGAGCCGAAGCUGAGGAUCUCUGGGACCAGUGCAAGGGGCUUCCCCUGGAAGAGGCUUUUGCAAAGUGCAAGCAGGCUCUGCUUGGGAAGAGUACGGCAGAACUGGAGCUGUUUUCCGACCAACCUCGGGCGACAUAUGGGCAGCCACCUCAUGCCCAGGUCGAUAACAUAGCCGGCAUUUCUGAUGACCUAAAGAUUUGUGGGCUUGGCGGGCUGUCAGCAAGUGCUAUCGCAAGCAUGCUGCAGAAGCACUGCGUAAAACGAGUGGUUGUUUGUGGUAAGCCUGAGCGCGAUGCCCACGUAUCCGCGGUGAAGGAUGCACUGUCCAUCGCAGGUAUUUCCACCGCCGACCUGCAUAUCGUACCAGUGAGGGACAGUGCAAGCGAAGACUUGGGAUCGCUACUAGCAUCUGCCAUCGAUUUCGUGAUGGCUGUUCCUGGCAGAGCGACCUUAAUCGCCUGCCGACAAGGGGCUUCUCGCAGCGCGACGGUGGCCAUUGCUUGCCUAGUGCAUGAACUGAAGGUAUCCGUGCUGGAGGCCUUCAACCAGCUUGCUGCCAGUCGGUGGCGUUUGUGGCCAAAUGCAGGUUUCGUCCGACAGCUCCUUGCCUUUGAGGACAGCCUCAAGCUGGCGCAGCAAGGUGAAAGGACCACUGACGAAUACAAGGAGCAGGUGCUCCGGAAGAUUGGGAUUCAUGCUGCUUGGGCCACGAACAAGCACAAUCUGCGAACUGGAUCUGGUCAGCAAGGCUUGACCAUUCAAGAAGUCGAGAAAUUUUGGAAUCAAGCCGCUCGGCAAGCCGAGGAGCCCGAAGAACGUUACGAGCUCUGUAAGUCGUUGAGCUUGGGAGUUGAUUUGACCUCCUUCGAUGCCGAGCCCGAUUCCAAGCGUGCCUGUGUCGACAUAGGGGCCGAGCAAAAAAGGACGAAGCGCUUCGUAAAGAUGGAUAUAGCGUGCAGCAUGAACUAG
Symbiodinium sp. CCMP2456 is the source of this 1572-nucleotide messenger RNA. Lineage: Eukaryota; Dinophyceae; Suessiales; Symbiodiniaceae. The record is from the annotation of a GenBank genome assembly.